AUGGCCAAGGACAUGGACUAUAAGCAUAGAAGCUCUGGCGAUGAAACUGAAACAUCGACAGUGGUCGACACCCAGUUUGUGCAAGAAAAGGGUGUAGACGCAUAUCCCUCACCGAUACAUGAGUUUGAUCAUGACAUCGAGGCGCAAAGUGGCGAGACACUCGGCCACAAUGUGGAAAAAGUCAACACAAAUGUCAGCCGGCGAAGCGUAUUCAGCAGGCUGUCACGGAAACAGACCAAGGACAAGCUCCCGCCGCCGGUGCUCCCCCUCAUGGACCUCGACAACGGCGUCGUCGGCUGGGAGAGCCAGGACGAUCCUGCCAUGCCCCAAAACUUUACCAAGUUUCGCAAGUGGCUCAUGAUCUGGCUGCUGUCCGCCAUCACCUUCAUGACACCGUGGUCAUCGUCGAUCUUAGCCCCGGCGCUGGGCCAGAUCCAGGCCGAGUUCGACGUAAGCAGCGCGACGCUCGCCGCCAUGCCCGUCAGCAUCUUCCUUCUCGGAUAUGCCGUUGGCCCGCUGGUGCUGUCGCCACUCUCCGAAAUGUACGGCCGCAACCUCAUCAUGAUAUCGUCCAACCUCGUCUUUUGUCUGUGGCUGAUUGGCUGCGCGCUGGCCCCGUCCAUUGACACGCUCAUCUUCUUCCGCUUCAUGUGCGGCGUCGGCGGCUCCGCCUGCCAGACGGUCGGCGGCGCCAUCAUCGCCGACCUCUUCCCCGUCAGCGAGCGCGGCAAGGCCACCACCGUCUGGAUGAUGGGCCCCAUCCUCGGCCCCUCGCUCGCCCCCGUCGUCGGCGGCUUCGUCGCCGAGCGCGUCGGCUGGCGCUGGGCCAACUGGAUCUCCUUUAUCCCCGGCGUCCUCGUCGUCGCCGCCAUGGUUGUCGGCAACAGGGAGACUAAUGCGCGCGUGCUCAUGCGCCUCAAGACGGAGAAGCUGCGCGCCGAGCUCGCCCGUCCGGAGCUGCGCAGCUGCUACGUCGACCCAGCGCAGCCCGUUCUGACCAAGCGCCAGAUUCUCGGCCUCGGCCUCACUCGCCCCAUCAAGAUGCUCUUCCGUUCCGCCAUCCUCUUCAGCAUCUCCAUUUACAUUGCCUUCAACUACGGCUGCCUCUACCUCCUCUUCAAUACCAUGCCCACCGUUUUUCGCGGCAACUAUGGCUGGUCGCUCGGCGUUUCUGGCCUGCCAUACUUUUCACUCAUGAUUGGCUACAUGGUUUCCAUCACCAUCUUCGCCACCCUCUCGGACCGCACCGUCGUGCGCAUGACAAAGGCCAACCACGGCGUGUACGAGCCCGAGAUGCGCAUCCCCUACUGCACGUACUUCGCCAUGCUUAUCCCCAUCAGCUUCUUCUGGUACGGCUGGGCGGCGGAUCAGCACACGCACUGGAUCGUCCCCGUCAUCGGCAUCAUCCCAUUUUCCGCUGGCAUCAUUGGUGUCUGGACCCCGGCCAACGCCUACAUCAUCGAUGCCUUUCCCGAGUACGCCGCCAGCGCGCUGGCUGGUUUUGCCGUCAUCCGCUGCACAAUUGGCGCCUUCUUGCCCCUGGCUGCACCGGCCAUGUACGCUAGUCUUGGCCUCGGAUGGGGGACCUCGCUGUUGGGCUUCAUUUCGCUCGCUUUUGUGCCCGUUCCUUUCCUAAUCUUCCGCUACGGCAAGUGGAUGAGGGAACGCUGGCCAAUCAAGGUCUGA
Beauveria bassiana ARSEF 2860 is the source of this 1686-nucleotide messenger RNA. RefSeq names its product major facilitator superfamily transporter. Gene Ontology annotation, biological process: transmembrane transport. The record is from RefSeq and is a predicted model, not a curated record. The transcript is spliced from 2 exons. Gene Ontology annotation, molecular function: transmembrane transporter activity. NCBI's taxonomy places the organism in Eukaryota, Fungi, Ascomycota, Sordariomycetes, Hypocreales, Cordycipitaceae. The coding region runs from base 1 to 1686 and encodes 561 amino acids.